AUGGCAGAACUACCCCAAAGUUUUAAACUCAACACUGGGGCCGAAAUCCCUGCACUUGGGUUAGGCACAUGGCAGUCCAAACCAGGAGAAGUCCGAGCUGCCGUCAAGCAUGCACUUCAAUCCGGCUAUAGACAUAUAGACGCUGCGUACUGUUACGGAAAUGAAGAAGAAGUCGGCAUAGGCCUUCUAGAUACGUUUAAGAGCGGUGCUGUUAAGCGUGAGGAUGUUUUCGUUACGACCAAGUUGUGGUGUACCUACCACACACGCGUGGAAGAAAACUUCGAAAAAAGCCUGAAGGCUCUGGGUCUGGAGUAUAUAGACCUUUACCUGAUGCACUGGCCUGUUGCGAUGAACCCAGAAGGAAAUCAUGAAAAUUUUCCGACGCUGGGUGACGGAUCCCGUGACUUGAUGCCAGGUCGGUCUCACGUUGAAACUUACAAAGACAUGGAAAAGUUACUGGGCAACGGCAAGGUCAAAGCCAUAGGAGUUGCCAACUACAGCCUCAGAUAUCUGAAGGAGCUGCUAUCCCAAUCUUCGAUCACACCAGCAGUGAAUCAGAUCGAGAACCAUGUUUUGCUGCCUCAGCAGGAAAUCGUAGAUUUUUGCAGAGAGCACUCGAUCCAUGUUACUGCAUAUAGCCCGCUCGGCAGCAAUGGAAGCCCGCUCAUGCAACUUCCCGUGAUCGAAAAUUUAGCGACUUAUAGAAAUGUGUCACCUGCUGUGAUCUUACUUAGCUGGCACGUGUCCUGUGGGCGGUCUGUGCUGGCAAAAUCGAUCACUCCAAGCCGAAUCGAACAAAACAAAUGUUUGGUGAAUCUUGGGCGGAAGGAAUUGGAAGCGAUAAACAUCUUCAUUCAAAGCUUGGCAAAGAAUCAGGGAUUUACUCGUUAUGUAUAUCCAGCGUUUGGUGUCGACUUUGGCUUCCCAGACAAGCAGUGA
Penicillium canescens is the source of this 939-nucleotide messenger RNA. Its product is annotated as NADP(+) coupled glycerol dehydrogenase. The record is from RefSeq and is a predicted model, not a curated record. The transcript is spliced from 4 exons. NCBI's taxonomy places the organism in Eukaryota, Fungi, Ascomycota, Eurotiomycetes, Eurotiales, Aspergillaceae. Gene Ontology annotation, cellular component: cytosol. Bases 1 to 939 code for a protein of 312 amino acids. Gene Ontology annotation, molecular function: aldose reductase (NADPH) activity.